Geodia barretti is the source of this 1329-nucleotide messenger RNA. The record is from the annotation of a GenBank genome assembly. Lineage: Eukaryota; Metazoa; Porifera; Demospongiae; Tetractinellida; Geodiidae.
AUGGUCAUCUGGUUCUAUGCGUUUGCUGCCAGCAUCGUUCCAGUAACAUCUACUGCAACGAUUGACGUUGACAAUAUACCGCGGACGCCAGAUGCGUUUGUUGAAGCUGGGGAGAUAAUCUUUAACGGAAAAGGGAAAUGCAUUACCUGUCACACGCUCGAUACGUCUGCGCCGCCGGGUCGCUGUCCCGAUUUAACAGAUAUUGCUGUUCGUGCCGCGACACGCCAACCGGGGAUGACGGCAAAAGAGUAUUUCAUUGAAUCCACAUAUGAACCGCACAAGUUCCUUGUUCCCGGCUACGGAAACAUUAUGCCACCCGUCUGGAAGCCGCCAAUCAGUUUAUCCGAGUUAGAAAUCGAAACCGUUAUUGCCUUCCUACAAAGUCAGGGAGGAGAAGUCGAUCUGACACCGUUUGAGCCGCCCGUCGAUAUCGGAAGUGCGGAAUCUCUCGUCGAGGAACUGCCACCUAUUCUCACCGGCGAUGUUGAGCGUGGUCAAAGGGUCUUUGUAGAGGGCGCGAAAUGUAUCGCGUGUCACACCGUUGCCGGCGUAGAACAACCUGCCGGUCAAACGCUUGAUGAAGGUGUUGAAGUUGUCACCGCCCCUGACUUGACGGAGAUCGCUGCAUUAAACAGCCUCCGGUAUAUCGAGGAGUCCAUCCUAGUACCGAAUGCUCAAAUUGUGAGCGGAUACGGUUCCAUCACGGUGAAAACCGGCGGUGCCACAAUUCAGGGGACACUUGUUACACAAGACAAUGAAAAGAUCGUCGUGCGUGUUAAGGACGCAGCCGGUAACGAAGAAGAGCGCACCAUUCUAUUGAGCGAACUUGAUCCGGAGCCGAUUGAAGAACUGACAGAUCUGAAGGGAAAAGGUUAUUUCUGGAUUCAAGUAACGCUUGCCGAUACGGGAGCCACCGUAAGUGGUGACCUCGUAGAAGAGGAUGAUGAAAACAUAACCCUUCAGGUGGGUGAAGAAACGCAAACAGUUUCCAAAUCGAAUGUGAAGGUUCAGGCGACGCUGAUUGACUUUGAUGAGAAUGUUAUCGUCGGGGAAUUGGUAUCGGAAAAUGAGGACGAAAUCACCUUAAAUGUUGAUGGCGAGGAACAGAUCAUCGAUACAUUCGAUAUCGACGAAGGACCGACCUACAGUCGUGCUUUCGGUAAGCGACUGGCUGUAACCUCCCCGAUGCCGAAUAACUUUCCGCUGUUGCUGUCCGUUUCGGACAUGAGCGAUCUGCUCGCAUUUUUAGCAACCCUAACAGGUGCGACAGACGCAACAGUGGCGGAGGGUGAAGCCCUAGAUGCGGGAACAGAGGAAACAGCCGAGUAA